Messenger RNA from Xenopus laevis (African clawed frog), 1600 nucleotides. It is a transcript of the gene ube3d.S, whose product is annotated as ubiquitin protein ligase E3D S homeolog. Gene Ontology annotation, biological process: protein polyubiquitination; protein autoubiquitination; proteasome-mediated ubiquitin-dependent protein catabolic process. NCBI's taxonomy places the organism in Eukaryota, Metazoa, Chordata, Amphibia, Anura, Pipidae. The record is from RefSeq and is marked provisional. Gene Ontology annotation, cellular component: ubiquitin ligase complex; nucleus; cytosol. Gene Ontology annotation, molecular function: ubiquitin conjugating enzyme binding; cyclin binding; ubiquitin protein ligase activity.
CUUCACCUGCUAUCCGGGACGGCUGGACAGGCAGGCCAGUAGAUGGAGCUGCAGACAGAUGCUGCUGUGUGUCCGGCCUCUGGGGCCACUUCCCAUUUGAGGGACACAGGGACCAACUCGCAGGGCGACUGUGACAUUGUUGUUCGUCUGGAAAUUCGGAAAAACAUGCAGACUGCUAGUCUCAUUGUGGGUGGCUUAGGAAGCUUAAUAGUGGAUGUGUCUCUGAGCCCGUCAUUUUUACAGAUACAAACUUCUGAGCAGCGCGAGAGGUUCUGUAUCCCAGCAGAUGUGAAGUUGCUUCCUUCAUCUUGCCGUUUAAUGCAUCAGAUUGCUGGAGAAGGAUUAUACAUGCAGCUGAAGGUGGAAACUGCCAACAAUACAGACAUGCCUCUAUUGCUGAAGGAAAUCCUGAAGAUUCAGAAUAACUACACUUUUUACUGCCAGUCAUGCGGAGAGGUCAUAAUCAAAGAACAACAAUUCUUUAGAGUUCUUCCACUACCUGGUGAAAACUGGAGCUCCCUGAUUGAAGAAUGGUGCUGCCAUCCUGAUCCCUUUGCCAAUCGCAGUUGCUUGCCCAAGGUGAACGACUGUUUUCUCGGAGACACUUUCCUUUUGUUGAAUACAGCAAAUAUUUCAGACCCCAUUGUAGAGAAUAAUGAGAAGUCAUCUGUUCCUCGUUUGGCUGAUGCUAAUGCCUUGAAAUCAAAAGAAAAUACUAAAGUUAUUUGCAAACGAUGCAAGGCAAUGCUGGGAGAGAAAGUGUCAUCAGAUGCUAUCAAGUACUAUAUCACAGAAAUAAUGAUUCACCCAUCAAGCCAAGGUUAUUGCAUGAUAUCAAGAAUGCAGUUUUUGGAAAGUAUUUUAGUGCGGCUUCUCAUGGAACACUCUAACUGUAGGAGUACUUUUAGGUUCUGCAUUCAAGAGUCAGAUGGCAAGCACUUUCUUUUGCUUUGGCUUUUGAAUACGGAUACAUUAUUGGUGGAAUCACCAAGAAAGCCAGGGACUCAGAAUAAUUGUUUCUUUUCUGACAAUAAUGUCAUGGCUUCUUCAAGAGCCCUAGAGGCAAGAAAUGCUAUGCGGGUACUCUUCCUACCUUGCUCGGAAAACAGGAACAAACAGCUUGCUGAUAAGUGGAUGAAUGAUACUGGUGCUCAUCCAUUAACAUUCCCUCUAAACACAUGCUUGGAACUUAUCCUGCUGCUGUCACUCAACAAUACAUCCUUGCCUAACUCCCUGCGCUUCAUGAAUAACUGGCAGGUUUCUUAUUUGAAGAUGUGAAGAUUACCUAAACUGCUUUAUAAACUCACACUGCAUAUAACAGCGUUUCCCAGCAAAACACAACAAAUGAUGUUAGCUUCUGGUGGAGUCAGUCAUGUUGAUUUGUAAAUGUUGGCCGAUAUUUAGGUAUUGUAGGAAAACUGAUAUUUCUACGGUAUCAUAUAUAAUUUCCACUCUCAUAGUUUUCAAAGCCAAAUGUUGUUCAUGGGACCCCGAAAUGCAGAAUAUCAAUAUACUAAAAUAAGAAGAAAAUGUUAUCAUUAAAACAAAAACAAGGUGUUUGAAAAAUAUUUCUAUAAUAAAAUAUAUAUUUCUUUCUGUA